Messenger RNA from Petromyzon marinus (sea lamprey), 3521 nucleotides. It is a transcript of the gene PGM3, whose product is annotated as phosphoglucomutase 3. Gene Ontology annotation, biological process: UDP-N-acetylglucosamine biosynthetic process; carbohydrate metabolic process; hemopoiesis. Lineage: Eukaryota; Metazoa; Chordata; Hyperoartia; Petromyzontiformes; Petromyzontidae. The record is from RefSeq and is a predicted model, not a curated record. Gene Ontology annotation, molecular function: magnesium ion binding; phosphoacetylglucosamine mutase activity.
UCAGCGCCCAGAGAGAGAGAGAGGGGAGAGUUCAGGAUCCAGGGAGAGAGAGAGAGGGGGGAGAGUUCAGGGUCCAGGGAGAGAGUUAAGAGAGGGCGCGCUGAGCAGUCUCCCCACAGACGGAGGAGGGCUGAAGGAGCGCCGAGGCGCUGGUGAGUCACGCGCCUGGGCCCACGACCUCCACGGGUUCGAGACCCACCGCUGACGCCUCACGGCAAGAAGCGGCGGCGGCGGCGGCGGCGUCGAGCAAAGCGGAAGGAGCAGGGAAGAGGCGAUGGCGUGGGAGGAGGAGGUGCGGCGGAGGGGGGCGCAUCGCCCGAAGCCGCCGGCGCUGCAGCUGGAGUACGGCACGGCGGGGUUCCGCACGCUGGCCGAGCGGCUGCCCCACGUCAUGUUCCGCAUGGGCCUGCUGGCCGCGCUGCGCGCCAAGGCCACGCGCGCCGCCGUCGCCGUCAUGGUCACCGCGUCGCACAACCCCGAGGAGGAUAACGGCGUGAAGUUGGUGGAGCCUCUCGGGGAGAUGCUGGUGGCCUCGUGGGAGGAGCACGCCACGCGGCUCGCCAACGCGGACGACGCGGCCCUGGCGGGCGAGCUGCGCGCCAUCGCGGAGGCGGAGGGCGUGGACAUGCAGGCGCCCAGCCACGUGCUGCUGGGCAGAGACACGAGGCCGAGCAGCGAGGCUCUCUCUCGGGCCGUGAUGGACGGAGUGGAGGCACUUGGGGCGACUUACCGGGACUUGGGGCUGGUGACCACCCCGCAGCUGCACUACGUCGUGCGGUGCCACAACACGCAGGGGCGCUACGGGGAGCCCUCGCUGGCGGGCUACGCUCGCAAGCUCACGCAGGCCUUCCUAGCGCUCCUCCAGCAGGCUCCGGCCCAGGGCCUCCCCCGCCGCCUCACCGUGGACGCGGCCAACGGCAUCGGUGCCCCGCGGCUCUUGGAGCUCCUGGGCCCCCUGCGGGAGCAGCUGAGCGUUACCGUGAGCAACGACGGCACGGCCGGCAAACUGAACGAGGCUUGCGGCGCCGACUACGUCAAGGUGCAGCAGAAGCCUCCGCAGGGAGUGGAGCUGGCGCCCAACGCCCACUGCUGCUCGUUCGACGGCGAUGGCGACCGCGUCGUCUUCUUCUACGCGGACGACGCCGGCCGCUUCCGCCUCCUCGACGGGGACAAGAUCGCGACGCUCAUCGCCCGCUUCCUGCAGGAUCUGCUCGAGCAGGCGGCCCUGCAGCUGCAGGUUUCUGUGGUGCAGACGGCCUACGCCAACGGCAGCUCCACGCACUUCCUCACCCACACGCUCGGGGUGCCCGUGCACUGCGUGAAGACGGGAGUCAAGCACCUGCACCACCAGGCCCAGAAGGCCGACGUUGGCGUCUACUUCGAAGCCAACGGCCAUGGCACCGUCCUGUUCAGCGACGCGGCCGAGAGGCAGAUCCGGGACGCGAUGGAGGACGUAAACUCUGGGGCGGAGCGACGCAGAGCGGCCGAGCAGCUCCACCACACGGUGAACCUCAUCAACCAGACGGUGGGAGAUGCCAUCUCGGACAUGCUGCUCAUUGAAGCCAUCCUGGCGGUGCGGGGUCUCUCCAUGCCGCAGUGGGACUCCAUGUACAGGGACCUGCCCAACCGCCAGCUCAAAGUCAAGGUGUCGGACCGCCGCGUGAUCGAGACGGAGGACGCGGAGCGACGGGCCGUGCGGCCGCCCGGCCUGCAGCAGGAAGUGGACGCCCACGUGAGGCGCUACGCUCGCGGCCGCUCGUUCGUGCGCGCGUCCGGCACCGAGGACCUCGUGCGCGUCUACGCCGAGGCCGACACGCAGGAGAACGCCGACCGACUGGGCCACGAGGUGGCGCUGCUCGUGUACCGCAUGGCCGGCGGCACUGGGGAGGAACCGAAACCUCUCCCCUGAGCUCGCCGCCGCCGUCCCCAGCCCGCCGAGCGGCAAUCCCCUCGGUGCCGUUGGGGGGGGGUUGGCUCCUUCGCGUCGGGCGUACGUAGACGCAGAGCGAGAGCUACGGACGCACUUUUGGUUUGUCAGCACAGGCCCGAGGCACUAGUCGUUGCCCCCCUCGAUAUAUAUAUAAAAAAAAAUCAAUAAUUCUGUCAAUUCGCAAUCGAUGUUUGGGUGAGGUCGCGUAAUGAUCCGACUUAAAUUGGUGUCGUUAAGGACCCCCCCUCCAACAGAUUUAAUCGGCACUUGUGCAAGCUUUCAACGGCGCGCCGAUCCUUGUCGGAGUUGGCUCACCGGUAAGGGCCGAGUAAUUCUCACGGCCAAUUUUAGCAGCGGUUGGAUAAUGCGAUGUCUUGCUUGAAGCUGCGUCAAACACCGUCGGGACGAGAUGCAGGGAGGCCGUAGCAACAACAUGAUUUUUUUCCUCGCCCCAAAACAAACCCAUUUCACGAAGCGUAAAACUGACUGCGGAAAACCCAACGCCUCAGGUUUUCUGCAAAUUUCCAUCGGCUUGAUUUUUGGUAGUAAGAGUAAAAACGAAUUAAUGAAUGGGGCAUGACUGCCCCGCCUACCCCACCCCUACCCCACCCCUGGUUCAUCCAAAAUGUGCAAUGUGUCUUACCCAGACGUUGCCACCAGACCGGUGUUCUUCACUGCAAGGCCCCUGACGUGCCCCCCCUGAUAAACCCCCUGGCAGGCAGUGUUGCGGCCCUCACACUGAUGCCGUCUCAUCAACGAAAGCGCCCCCCCCUCUAGCGAAGAACGUUGCAAGAGACGGCUGCGGUGUAAACGGCUGCGGUGUUAACGGAGGCCAUCGUCCCGGGUUGUGUGUGGCCCCACAAUACCCCGCGCUCGCUCACGUGAGCAAUCCCCGCACUCGAGGGCAUCGCGGCCGCGAAUCGGAGUGCUCUCAAAAGGCCGGUUAUCAUCAUCAUCAUCAGCAGCAGCCACGAAAUGUCCACUGCUGGAUGGUCUCACCGAGCCGUCGCCAUCUCUCGGUCAAGUGAUUUAACCGGAGGGCCCGGUGGCUGAGCAAAAAGAUGCCCCGUGCACACCGGUUCUUAGGGCAGCCGGGCGGCCCUUAAACCGCGGUGAAAGUCUGUGGGGUCUCCAACGUCGCUACCGCUCGGCUACGAGCCGGGGGGCCGGGGGAUUCCCGCUUCUGGUGUCUCGUGCAAUAGGCAGGAUGGUGACGGGUGACUCAAAUCGUUCUUUUGUCCGAUGCAAUUUCCUGGGGGGUCUCGGUGCUGAAUUUCUAAACUCUUAUUAUUUCCGAAGUCGUCCCUGCAAAUGGGGGGGGGGGGUUGGGGGGGGAGAUGGCAGAGCCAAUAUCCGCAAAGAUGUUUAGUUUGUGUUAUCCCCCCCCCCACACCUCCGAUUAGCGCGGUUGCAAGGUCUUUAAAAGAUAACACCUCCCUCGGGGGGUGGGGUUGCAGCUAUCAGCGGGGCCCGGGACCCCCGCUUUGGUUCCCCAGGCCUCGCACCCGUCUGCCCCCUCCAUGGACGACCCUGGAUAUCAUUGGUGUUGGUUUCUCUGGGAGCUUGGAAUAAAUUCAUUUUUGUACACGGA